UUCUCAUUUUCACACUACUUAAUCCAAUAAAAAUAUAUCCAUUUCUAACUUCUCUUUCUCUUUCUCUCUCUAGUGAUCAUCAUAUACAUUUUCAAUUCUCUCUCUAAGUUACUUAUACCAAAAAAUGGGUACUGAAGCUAUUGAGAUCAUAACUUCAAAUGCUUUGUCAGCCAUUUUUGAUAAACAAAACCGUUUCAAUCAAGAUAACAAUGAGUUUUGGUAUGAGGAAGAAAUUGAUGAGGAUCUCAAAUGGUCCUUCGCUUUGAAGAGCGUGCUGCAAAAAGCCACUAGCGAAUACCAGGACAUUGUGCUACUCGACACUAAGAAAUUUGGGAAGGUGUUGGUGCUUGAUGGUAAGAUGCAAAGUGCGGAGGCUGAUGAAUUUAUCUACCAUGAGUGCUUGAUUCACCCUGCCCUCCUUUGUCAUCUAAACCCAAAAUCUAUGUUCAUAAUGGGAGGUGGUGAAGGUUCUGCUGCUAGAGAAGCUCUUAAGCACAAGUCCAUUGACAAAGUGGUCAUGUGUGAUAUUGAUCAGGAGGUGGUUGAUUUCUGCCGUAAACACUUGACAAUCAACCAAGAAGCCUUCAACAAUAACAAGUUUGAGCUUGUGAUCAAUGAUGCAAAGGCUGAAUUGGAAGGAAGGAAGGAGAAAUUUGAUAUAAUAGUUGGAGAUUUGGCAGACCCAGUUGAAGGAGGACCUUGUUACCAACUUUACACCAAAUCUUUCUAUGAGACUAUUCUCAAACCUAGGCUUACUGAUAAUGGCAUCUUUGUCACUCAGGCUGGGCCUGCAGGAAUUUACACCCACAAGGAGGUGUUCUCUUCCAUUUACAACACCAUCAGACAAGUCUUCAAAUAUGUAGUUGCAUUUACUGCUCAUGUGCCAUCGUAUGCAGAUACUUGGGGAUGGGUUAUGGCCUCGGAUCAUCCAAUUCUCAUUGAUGCUAAAGAUCUCGAUAAGAAGAUCCAAGAUCGGAUUGAUGGGGAGUUGCUAUACCUGAAUGGGACUUCCAUACUUUCAUCCACUUCCCUAAACAAAACUCUCUCUCAAUCGCUGUUGCAAGAAACUCAUAUCUAUACUGAAGAAAGUGCAAGAUUUCUGCAUGGUCAUGGGCUAAUUAAUCGUCUCUAAGGAUUGCAGAAGGGCGCGCACCAACUGGAUUAAGGGCAAUUAAUGUCAAAUGUUGAUCAAUAGAAUAGUAACUUCAGUGGGCUAUUCUUCUCUAUAAGUAGGGUUCUUGUAAGGGGUUGUUGUUGUUGUAGAAAUUAUAAUAGUAGCGCACAUGGAAGAAAAGAAAGAACUGUCUUUAACUUUAUUUUAUUUUAUGAAAAUGAGGUAUUCCUCCAAAA
Spinacia oleracea (spinach) is the source of this 1350-nucleotide messenger RNA. RefSeq names its product thermospermine synthase ACAULIS5. The record is from RefSeq and is a predicted model, not a curated record. Gene Ontology annotation, molecular function: thermospermine synthase activity. The transcript is spliced from 10 exons. Bases 125 to 1132 code for a protein of 335 amino acids. Gene Ontology annotation, biological process: polyamine biosynthetic process. NCBI's taxonomy places the organism in Eukaryota, Viridiplantae, Streptophyta, Magnoliopsida, Caryophyllales, Amaranthaceae.